Ichthyophthirius multifiliis is the source of this 1466-nucleotide messenger RNA. Its product is annotated as protein kinase domain protein. Gene Ontology annotation, biological process: protein phosphorylation; spliceosomal complex assembly; regulation of mRNA processing. The transcript is spliced from 4 exons. Gene Ontology annotation, molecular function: protein kinase activity; ATP binding. The record is from RefSeq and is a predicted model, not a curated record. NCBI's taxonomy places the organism in Eukaryota, Ciliophora, Oligohymenophorea, Hymenostomatida.
GAAAUUUUAGGUGUUAAUUUAUUAGAAGUUAUCAAAAGAUAUAAUUAUUCAGGGGUUCCAGUACAUUUAUGUAGAAAAUAGCUAAAUAAUGUUUAAUAGGACUUGAUUUUAUUGAUAGAUAUUGUCAAGUUAUACACACUGAUUUGAAACCGGAAAAUGUUCUCUUGUAGUUGACACAAGAAGACCUUAAAGAUAUUGUGGAAAAUGGGUAAAUUAGCAAAAAUGAAGUAAGUGAUUAAAGACUUUAGGUUAUUAGGGGUUUAUUGGGAAUUAAAGAAAAUAAAUUAAUAGAUGAGGAAGAAGAAGAAAAAGAAAAAGAGAGAAAAAAUGAAAAAAAGGAAGAUAUUAUUAAUGAUGUUUAAUAAAAAUAAGAAAAGGAAAAUAUUAAAAAAUUAAAAGAAAAACUCAAAGAAGGGAAUUUGACGAAAAAUCAAAAGAAAAACUUAAAAAAAAAAAUAGGAAAAAAAAAAAAAAAAAUAGGUUUUAUUUCAGAUGAAGAAAAUUCGAAUUAAGAAAAUUAAAAAAACCACCAAUUAAAUAAUUCAUAAUUGUUUAAAAAAACAGAUGAAUAAAUCCUUAAUAAAAACGCACUUUUAAGAGGACCCAAAUUAUAAGAAGAUUUUAAAUUAAAAAUAGCUGAUUUAGGUAAUGCAUGUUAUACUUUUUAUCAUUUCUCGACUCAAAUUUAAACUAGAUAAUAUCGAUCACCUGAAGUUUUAGUAGGAAAUAUGUAUAAUUAAACAGCUGAUAUAUGGAGUUUAGCUUGUUUGCUUUUUGAAUUAUUGACAGGAGAUUUCCUUUUUGAACCAAGAAAAGGUCCCAAUUAUUCUAAAAAUGAUGACCAUUUAGCACAAAUAUAAGAACUUUGUAAAAAGUUCCCUAAAAAUUAUGCAUUGAAAGGGACUAAUUCAAAAAAAUAUUUUGAUUAAAAUGGAAAUUUAAAAAGAAUACCUUAGCUACAUUAUUGGCCUUUACAUUUAGUUUUAAUUGAAAAAUAUCAUAUAAAAGAAAAAGAAGCAAAAGAAUUCGAAGAUUUCAUGAUGUAAAUGUUACAUUGUGCCCCUGAAAAAAGAAAAACAGCCCAAUAAAUGUUAGAUCAUCCUUGGCUAAAAGGCAAAACUGACGAAUAUGAAUAUAAGAUGAGUGAAUAAGAAUUUUCCGAAUAUAUGAAAUCUAAAUAAAUAUAAAGUGAUAAAGCAAAAUUAUUAGGUUAGGAGGAAGAAGACUAAUACAAUUUGGAAAAAAAUUAAUUUUCUAGUUCUGAAGAUAAUUUCGCUGAUAAUGAAAAUGAUGAAAAUUAUUGCACUUCAGAUGAUGAUGAUGAGUUUUAUGAUUAUAAACCAAAUGUAAAUAGAAAACUUAUUGAUAGAUCUUUUACUAAUUUGGGAUAUAUUGGAUAUGGGGAUGGUAUUAAUUUAGAAGAAUUAGAUAAUGCGGGAAAUUGGUAGUUUGAAAAUCGUAAUUGA